Messenger RNA from Cloeon dipterum, 2266 nucleotides. RefSeq names its product mediator of RNA polymerase II transcription subunit 15-like. The coding region runs from base 80 to 1777 and encodes 565 amino acids. NCBI's taxonomy places the organism in Eukaryota, Metazoa, Arthropoda, Insecta, Ephemeroptera, Baetidae. The transcript has 4 exons. The record is from RefSeq and is a predicted model, not a curated record.
AUGACUUUCAAAAAGGUGUCCCGCCAAAGCGAAGGCAUAAAAGGGGCAAGCUGCAGAGCAGAGGCAGUCAGUGCGCACCAUGUUCUCCGCCAGGCUGUUGGUGCUUCUGCUGGUGAGCGCGGCGUUUGCCAGGCGACCUGAGUCAAGCAAGCCGCCAAGGGCAGCCGCUGUUUCCGACGCGUCGGCCACCAGGGUACACAACUCGUUCGAUCCUGCUCCGUACAGUGCCCUCUUCCAGCCCGAAAACCUCGACCUGACCGGAUUCUUCGGGCCGCAAUUCGUUCCAAAACAGCAGAACCACGGUGUGGACAUCGGCGCUCUGUACGCGCAGUAUGGCAGCCCCCACCAGCACUUCUCCUUCAACUACCCUGGAAAGGAUCAGAGCCAGGCUGCCCAGCCGAGCCGCCAGCAGGAUUUCCAGAGGUUCAAGCAGAGCAAGCUGCCGCAGCAGGUUGAAGCAUCUGUCCCGAACAAACAGCAGGCGUCCGAGGAGGUCUACUACGGCUCUCACUACGCCCAGCCGCCGUCCUUCGUGCAGGCUCAGCCACAGUACGCAGGCGUCCAGCAAGCUUACGGCCCGGCCAUCCAUGAGCCUGUCCCCAACCAGCAGCCGAUCCGUGGCUACGCCCCAGGAGUGGCCUUCCAGCACCAACAACUUCAACAGCAGCAGGCGGUGCAGUACCACCCGCACGGCCACCCUGGCAUCGGCGUGCAGCCGCAAGCGCAAGCCCAGCCACAAUUGCAGGUCCAGCCGACGGUCGCGCCGCACGCCGUUUUCCAGCAGUCCGCGUACCAACAGCCCAACGCCAUGAACUUCCAACAGGCCUUCCAGCAGGCCUACCACCAGCAGCAGCAGCAGCAGCAGGAUCAGCCACAAUUGGUGGCUGGACGACCUCCAAAUGGAAAGGUGAACCUGCAAGCCGUGCUGCAGAGCCAGGUGUUGCCGCAAAUCAAGGGCGCCCAGGGCAUCCAGCUGCUCGACCUGAGCGAGUUCUUCCCACCCAAAGAAGGCCAACAGCCUGUCUACUUCCACAUCAACCCCUCUGAGGACUACAAGACGGCCAGCUUGACCCCGGUCCAGCUGAAUUCGUUCUACCAAGCAGUCAACCAGCAGCAGCAGCAGCAACAACAACAACAACAACAGCAACAGCCUGGCGCGCUCGCCAAGCCCUCUUCGGCCAUCCCGGCCGCAGCAGUAAGGGAACCCACCCUGAGCCCUGCCGAGGUUGCUGCUUAUCUUCAACAGCAGUCAGCCUACGCAGGACAGACUUUCGCGCAUCAAACCAGCAGCCACCAUCAAAGCCAGCCGUCCAGCAGGCCGUCCAGCUACACGUUCUCCCAACUUUCCUCGACCCCUUUCAAGCAGCAACACGCUGACCUGAGCGCUUACUACUCCCAACAGGGCCGUCCUGAAGAAACAGGUGCUGUUUAUAAUGGUCAGCCCAUUCCGUUCACCGAACAGGACGUCCCUAGACAACAUCAGGUCUAUUAUGCUGCCCAGCCAACCGAUGCGUCGGCAGAAGAAGUGCAGCCAGCAAAAGCGCCGUCGAAUGAGGCGCAGUAUUUCAAAGCCAGCGUGGCCAAGGCCGUGAAGAAGGUGCAAAAGGCAUCGCAACUGGCGCACUUCUCUCAAUCAGCCGCCCCCAGUCCCAUCCAGAGCUCACCUGCCAACUCACAAUCAGGAUUAAAGCCCUCGAAGAUCAGGCAGCUCGUGAAAAAGCCUCAUACGCAAGGGCCUGGAUAUUCGUUUGAAAUCGCAGGCGCGAAUAAAAAAUGAUUUAAUUAAUUAUUCAGACAAACGUCGAUGGGAGGAGACUAACAAAAAUAAGGAAAAUACAACAAAGUACUGUAUAGAGUUGCUCAGAGCGCGAUAGGGGAAAAUUUUAACAUUCAUUGCUUGCCAAACGACGUGCAGAGAGAGUGAGUGAGGGAACAGUUAACGCGCCACAAAAAACAAUCGACGAUCACGAACCAGUUUCACGCUGCUUUCGCUGCAAGCGGAGAAGAGCUACUUUUUACGGAUUAUUUUUGUCUUAAAAAAUUAUUGUAAUGUUAAGGCUGUAUCGUAAAUAUAUUCCAGGAUUUUUUUUAAUGAAAUAAUGAGCUUUAAAACGCAUUCUGGGGCCAAAAAAACACACAUAAUCACUAACAUCCCACAUCUCAUCCUAACAAAUAAUAAUUAAAUAUCUAGUUGUUAAGAAGUUAUUUAUUGAAAUUGUGUCACACGAGCCCGUUGUAAACUGAAUAAAGAUGCAGGAAAAUGAAA